GCGUGAGACCGCAGUCAGUCCCAAGCACGCCAUCACAUAGACCAUCCGUUUGGAAGAAAAGAAAAGAGAAUGGGAGCGGAAGGGGAAGAGCAGGAAAAGCAGGGAAAUCAGAAUCCAAAACCCAACUCCAUUACGCCGGCCCAGUUCCUCUCUUGGAAAAGGCAGAAGGAUUCAGAUGCAUCAGCUAGAAAAGCCGAAGCAGCUAGAAAACGUGAAGAGGAUAUCGCUGCAGGAACAGUCCAGAUGAAUGGCCGGGAGUUGUUUGCGCAUGAGCCUUGGGUGUUUGAUAACACCCGUUAUUGAGUUGCUCCUGCGAAGAAUUAUAUGAUUCAGCUAUACAAUUUCGACUUUAGUGAUUCUUUUCAUGAUGUUGACUUCCUAUCUUGCUUUGCUUUACUUUUCAGUUAUGCUGCCUUUUUUCUUUUUCCUUUUUUUUGAGAAUAUACAAGUUAUCGUGCUUUGCUGGGAA
Carya illinoinensis is the source of this 469-nucleotide messenger RNA. Its product is annotated as zinc finger CCCH domain-containing protein 15 homolog. Bases 70 to 303 code for a protein of 77 amino acids. The transcript has 2 exons. The record is from RefSeq and is a predicted model, not a curated record. Lineage: Eukaryota; Viridiplantae; Streptophyta; Magnoliopsida; Fagales; Juglandaceae.